This is a messenger RNA of Sturnus vulgaris (Common starling), 949 nucleotides long. Lineage: Eukaryota; Metazoa; Chordata; Aves; Passeriformes; Sturnidae. The record is from RefSeq and is a predicted model, not a curated record.
AGCAGAUGGAUCUGCAGCUGCUGAAUCUUGGACAUCACAAGCAGAACCACAGGGACAUAGUGGAGUAGAUUGAUUACUUAAACUGUUGCUGCUUGUUUAUCCUUGUCUCCUGGGGCUGCAGGUUGCCUUUCUCAGGUGAAGACAGAGGCCUCAGGCCCUACAGUAGGGAAGAUCUCGGAGUCUGUCUCGCUCACCUGUCACAUCUCUGGUGUAGCCAUCACCGACAGCAGCUAUGCGUGGGACUGGAUCCGGCAGACUCCUGGCAAAGAGCUGCAGCACUUAGUGAUGCAGUAUCCUUUCACACGGCUCCAGCACAUCGCUUCACCCUUCCAGACCCGAGUCAACAGCUCUGCAGACCCCUCCAGGAACCAGCUGUGGCUGCAACUGCUCUCGCCAACAGCUGCAGACACAGCCACCUAUUUCUGCACCAUGAGAGAACUUGAAAAGGGCACAGUGCUUGAAACGCAGGCAGGGCUGGCGCAGAAUUGGAAGGAGGGGUAUUCCUCAUUUAUUGGAAUGAGUCUUAGCAGUGUGAGCACAGAUAAGCUUAUAUUUGAACCAGGAACGACUCUCACAGUUCUACCAAAUAUUUCCAAUACUUCCAACCCUCAAGUCAUUGUGAUGAAAUCAAAGAAACUGGAAGAAGGUGGCAGCCCUGGGAAAGCAGCUUGUUUGGCAAGGAAUAUUCAGACAAAGAGCAUCAGCUUGGAGAUGCCCUCUAAGGAGGUCGUAUAUGAACAGAGCAGAUCCAUUUUGACAUCAGAGGGGUUGUACAAUGCAAUUAAAGUGGUCAAUGUGACCAAAGACACAGAGCUGACCUGCACGGCCAAAUUCGACAACAGCACCAUGACAACAACACAUCCAGAAGAAGAGGCUGAUGAACCAGUGGCUGAAGGGCCCAGUAAGAGGGUUUGCAACAGCACAGAGCCCAAGCACUCAGCACAAGGUG